GACCUUUGAAUCACAUGCUGGGGAAUUCCAUCUCCUUAUAUCAAGGCACAAAGUCAUACUGAAACUGGCACUAAUUUCACUGUUUACACAAUGUCAACAAACCUGGGACAUCUAAGUGGUUCAUAUUCUUGUGGGUGAGGGUUGGACUGCUCAGAGUUGGCUUGUCGGACACCACAGUGGCCUGACACGGUUGUUUAGAACAGACUGGUUUGCUGAAUAAUUCAGCUGCCAUCCUCAUGGACCUGUAUGAGAUCAGAGAGGAAAGACUGGAUGUGAUUGCAGAGGAAGCUGAGCACCAGGAGCUAAGCAUGGCGGACAGAGGAGGGAGGCCGACCCGAGGAGUUUCCAGCUUCCAGAAGUUCUCUGUAGACACCGAGGACUCCCUUCGAUUUGAGCCAUGUGAGGACAGCCUUCCAUCUCCCACUGGGGCAGGACUUGACGACAGUGAUGUGUUUAAUGAGGGACAAACUGAGGAUGAGAUCGUCAUAAUCAGGAAUCGGCUGCAGGGGAAGGUGGCUGAGAUGGAGAACUUUGCAGGACAUCUGGAGGAAAUCUUUCUCACUGUAGAGGAGAAUUUUGGCCGUCAGGAGCAGCACUUGGAGCAGCACUACAACGAUGUGCUACAGACGUUGUCUCAGCGAUAUGACGAGAGGGCGGCUGGAUUGGAGGAUGAGAAAAAAAGCAAGCUGGAGUCCCUGUACAAGCAGCUGCUGGCCUGUGGUCACGCGAUGGAUGCCUCCAAGGAGCUCAUCGAGACGGCCCAGGAGAUUUACCGCAGCCAAGACAAGCGGCUGUUCCUGAAGACAGUUAUGCCCGCCAUUAAAAGGAUUGAGGAGUUUGCCAAAGAGGAUGUUGACCUCACGUUGUCUACACGUCUGGAGUUUGGCACACCACUCGCUGACCUGUCAGAUGUCAAAACCAUGAUGGACUCUAUCAACGUUGUUCCAGCUCCAUCUGCCCCGGUGAUCAACCCCCAGAUGCCCAACUCUGCCACCCAGACGUCCCUGCGCGUGUGCUGGAGCUUGUUCUCCGACGACACGGUGGAGUACUACGAGCUUUACUACAGACCGGUGCUGGAGGACACACCAGCAGACAGCACCUGUGCACCACCUGUAAGCAAGGUGAACGUGAAGGAGACCCACUGCACCGUGACAGACCUGCUGCCCAAUGCUCAGUAUGAACUCUGGGUGACUGCUACCAACACCACAGGCAUCAGCCCAGCCAGCGAGAAGGCCUUAUACAUGACAGUGCCGUCGCCUCCAGUGAUCAAGCAGAGGGAGUGUACGAGCUGUCCAGAGGCUGCUCUGAUCCGCUGGGAGUCAGGGAACACCAACCCUGUAGACUCUUACACUGUGGAGCUCAGUGAGAUGGGCACUGAUGGAACAGAGAGCGGUAUAACUGAGUCUAUAGUAGCCGUGCCCACCUGUCAGUGUCUGAUCCAGCUGCAGACAGGACGCCGUUACCUCAUCUCUGUGAGAGCAGUCAACAUUGGCGGGCCCAGCGACAGGAGUGAGGUUAUUACCGUCUCCACAACAGGUACACUGUUCUAUCUCCUGGAGGACACUGCUCAUCCCUGCCUGUCCCUCUCUGAAGACGGCUUCACCAUCUUCUAUGGAGAUGAGGAGCUGCCAAUCAGCGCGAUGGCCUUAGACGAUAACGCCGCCUUCACCAGAUGUGUUGCUGUCCUGGGGGACCUGAUCCCAGUGCGAGGCAGGCAUUACUGGGAAGUUGAGGUGGAUGAUGGGACGGAAUUUCGGAUUGGAGUUGCAUCCGAGGACACGGAGAGGAACUCGUACCUCGGAGCCAACAACACCUCCUGGUGCAUGAGACACAUUCUUACUCCAUCCAGGCAUAAGUUUGAGUUCCUGCACAAUGGCUGGACUCCUGACCUGAGGAUUACUGUGAACCCAGUGCGGAUAGGAGUGGCACUGGACUACAACAGGGGAACUCUGUCCUUCUUUAAUGUGGAUCUGGAACAACACCUACACACCUUCCAAUGUCAUUUCCGAAAUUAUGUCCACCCCUGCUUUGGCCUGGACAACCCAGGAGCUCUUACUGUUCACAACGGCAUAGAGGCUCCUGAGUACGCGUUCAUCUGACACCAGCAAUUACAUCUAAUAUCAACAUGAAAUAAAACCCAUGCAAUAACUUUGUUUUUAAUACUUACCAAGGUUCUGGGUGCCAACACUGUAAACACCUAAAAAAUAUUUGCCGACCUAGACAAUAAGGUGUUUUUUUUUAGGUGUUUUUAUUAUAAUAUUCCAUGGGAACAGGCAUACACCAUUUUCCAAGAUAAGAAAAAAGUUUCACUGAAUUUUACAAUAUGUAUUUAUAGCAUCAGUAACUGCAGCAGACCAACUGUUUAAGUCCAAAAAAGGAAAGAAGGGGCUUGUUUUUGAUUUAACAAAAGAUGCUUUGAAAAAUGAAACAAGUGUUUUAAGAAAUAAAAAUCCAUUUGUAGUUAUC
Epinephelus moara (kelp grouper) is the source of this 2466-nucleotide messenger RNA. Its product is annotated as fibronectin type III and SPRY domain-containing protein 2. The record is from RefSeq and is a predicted model, not a curated record. Bases 237 to 2099 code for a protein of 620 amino acids. The transcript is spliced from 14 exons. Gene Ontology annotation, molecular function: protein binding. Lineage: Eukaryota; Metazoa; Chordata; Actinopteri; Perciformes; Serranidae.